This is a messenger RNA of Mus musculus (house mouse), 3166 nucleotides long. It is a transcript of the gene Frmd8, whose product is annotated as FERM domain containing 8. The transcript is spliced from 11 exons. Gene Ontology annotation, biological process: positive regulation of tumor necrosis factor production. Lineage: Eukaryota; Metazoa; Chordata; Mammalia; Rodentia; Muridae. The coding region runs from base 119 to 1519 and encodes 466 amino acids. Gene Ontology annotation, cellular component: plasma membrane; cytosol. The record is from RefSeq and is marked validated.
GAAUCGACCCUGGGCAGGACCGGAGACCCCGCCGGCCGGUGUGGUGGUGGGUCCAGAACUGGAGGCCUGAGUCGGGUGGCAUUCUGGAGUGAGGCAGUGGGCUCUGCGACCCUGCAAGAUGGAGGGGGCAGAAGGCAACGCGGGGCAGCCCGGCCCUGCGGAGCGGUCCCACCGAAGUAGCGUCUCUUCAGUGGGUGCCCGAGCAGCCGAUGUCCUGGUGUACCUGGCGGAUGAUACAGUAGUGCCCCUGGCCGUGGAGAAUUUGUCCUCAAUCAGUGCCCAUGAGCUGCACCGCGCAGUCCGUGAAGUCCUGCAGCUCCCAGACGUGGCUUUGGAGGCCUUUGCACUCUGGCUCGUCUCCCCUCUCUUGGAGGUGCAAUUGAAACCCAAGCACCAGCCCUAUAAACUGGGCCGCCAGUGGCCGGAGCUGCUGCUGCGCUUCACCAACGCCUCCGAUGAUGAUGUCGCCAUGGAUGAGCCUUCCCUUCAGUUCCGAAGGAAUGUUUUUUUCCCAAGGCGCCGAGAGCUCCAGAUCCAUGAUGAGGAGGUCUUGCGGCUGCUCUAUGAGGAAGCCAAGGGCAAUGUGCUGACCGCUCGGUACCCUUGUGACUUGGAGGACUGCGAGGUGCUGGGUGGCCUUGUGUGCCGUGUGCAGCUUGGGCCCUACCAGCCUGGCCAGCCUGCCGCCUGCACUCUGAGAGAGAAGCUGGACUCCUUCCUCCCUGCCCACCUCUGCAAGCGAGGGCAUGGCCUCUUUGCUGCCUUCCGGGGCCGUGGGGCCAAGACUGGGCCAGGUGAGCAAGGCCUGCUGAAUGCCUACCGCCAGGUAAAGGAAGUGACAGGCAACAACAGUGAACGUGAGGCCACCUUGGGCUCCCACUACCGCGCAUACCUCCUCAAGUGCCACGAGCUGCCCUUCUACGGGUGUGCCUUCUUCCAUGGCGAGGUUGACAAGCCAGCCCAGGGCUUCUUGCAUCGAGGUGGGCGCAAACCAGUGACUGUGGCCAUCAGUCUGGAGGGUGUGCACGUCAUCGACAACAGGGAGAAGCAUGUGCUGCUGGGCCUGCGCUUUCAGGAGCUGUCGUGGGAUCACACUUCCCCUGAGGAGGAAGAGCCUGUCCUGUGGCUGGAGUUCGAUGGUGACAGUGAGGGCACGCCUGUCAACAAGCUGCUAAGGAUCUACUCCAAGCAGGCUGAGCUGAUGAGCGGCCUCAUUGAGUACUGCAUUGAGCUGAGCCAGGCUGCCGAGCCUACUCUUUCCCAGGAGAGUGCAUCCGGCCCUCACGAAGCUCCCAGCCCCUCUCCACCUCCCACCCAGCGCCCCAAGCUGCGAAGGCAGGGUAGCGUGGUGUGUAGCCGGAUUCAGCAUCUCUCUACCAUUGACUAUGUGGAAGACGGCAAGGGGAUCAAGCGGGUGAAACCAAAGCGAACCACCUCCUUCUUCAGCCGACAGCUCUCCUCCAGCCAGGGAAGCUACACCGUGGUGCAGCCCACCGACGACAGCCUGGAGCAGAGCUGAGGGAAGCCACGGCCAGCAGCAGGAGGACAUCUGGGUGCCCUAGACACAACCAGGCACAGCCCUAGGCAGGGCCAGGCCACACUCGUCUCAGAUGCUGUGGGCCUGGGUGGGGUGCUGUGCAGGGUCUGCUGGAGUUUCAGACCAUGGAAAACUGACAUCCAAGCCUUCCCUGAGCCUGGUGUGGGUAGAGCUGUGCUCCAGCCCUUUCUACAGCCUGCCUCUUCCUCUGCUCCAGGCUGGCAGCUGACAAACCCUGCUGCCCUCCUGCUCUUCCCCAAGUGCACUGGUCUUCCCUCUGGAGGGACUGCUGGCGGUUCCGAUGGCAGGUGACUGAAGGCAGAGCUUGGGACCUGCAAGUUCAGUGUUUGCCUUCGGUCAUGGGCCCUUGGUGACUUUAUCUUGCAUUCCUUCUGCUGACAUUCCACCAUGCUGGCCGGCCAGGCUGCCACCUUUUCCCCUAAGUUAUGUUGGAACUGGAGGGCACCUCUGCAGGCUAACCCCUUUCUUGUUGGCCUUUACUGAUGUCUCUGUGCUGAAUGGUGGCUCUCCUAGGAACCGGUUCCAUGCUGCACAUAGGAAAAGCCCUUACAUGUCCCUGGGCUGGAUUGGCUGUCCCAUACCAACCAGUUCCUUUGUUUUCCUGUGAUCUGGGUUUAAGGGUUAGAUUUUGCCUUGUCUCCUGUGCUCUGAGCUGAUAAAGCCUGGGGCGUGGCAACUCCGAAUUGCACUGCACUGUGGGAUUCCCUGAGGCCAGCCACAGCGGCUCAAGCCACCUCUCUCCGAAGGACAUCGCAAAGGCCUAUCUGUCCCCAGCUCUGCACCCCUGGCAGCCUUGACUGCUCCUGGGAAGAGCUAGUUCUGGGAGUGGAGCUGUCCUGGCCCUUAAGCCCUUUGUACUCCCUGGGAAUCCCCACUGGAUCCCAGAGACAUAGCUUAGCUUUGUCUUCUUGGUGGAAAGCCACAGAAAUGGAAACCAUCAUCUCUGAAAAUGAAACCAGUUUGCCUGCCAGUGAGCUCCAGAAGUUUUGGCAGCAGAGAGAAAGAAAAGGCUGACCUCACUAUAAGGCAUUGUCUGUAAGAUGAUGUCACCUGCCACUGUAGUUAACCCUUUAGGAGCCUUGUGUGUUCCCUGAGCUACCAGCCCACUCUUGGCAACCUUUAGGUCAUCUUGACUGCUGUUGAUGGCUUCAGAUCAUUAUGUGAGGGGCCCAGAUGCGUGUGCACAGGUACACAAACUCUACAUUUCCAUUUGAGCCUUUGAGUUUUUUAAUUACCACAUGUGCCUUAACCCUCUAGGACAGAGCACUGUUUUACUAAAUAAAUGUCUUGAGUGUUCCCAGUCUUUCCUAUCACUGGACUUAAUAAAAUCAUCACCUAGCACACUUUGGAAUGGUUAUAAUAUGGAAUAGCCAGAGUAUGGUAACCACACGUGUCCUGUGUGCCCAUGGUAUAGCCUCAGGUCUUCACCCCAGUAAAAUCUCAUCUGGUAGCUCCUGGGGACCGGUCUCCAGGUCUCCAUAGGAACCAGGUCUGGGAAGACUUGGGCUCACUUCUGUCUGGGAGGAACCUGUACUUCCCCCACUGCAAGCUGUGGCAGCAGCGAUGUUUGGAGCUUUGGCCCUAUGGAAUAAAGACCAGAGGUUGCAG